AUGCAUUCAGUAAAAGGAGGUAUAGCAGAAGCCGGAGGCUUCCUUAACUUGUCCCUGCCAGAAGGACAAAAGCAAGAGUCGGUUAAACUAGUGACAAACAGCGGUGUCGUCGAUUCCGGAUUUCAUUCGGGACAUAAUCUGAGCUCAGAUAGCUUCUCGAGUGUAUCGCACGAAACUCCACUGAAACCGUUGCACGGGUCUGGAUCUGGUUCUGACAACCAAAAAGCCACAGCACACCAACAGCAGCCGGAAGAGGUUUCACAAAGCUUUGACUCCAGCGUAUGUCUCGAUUCGAGUCAACAGAUUCGUUCCACUGAAUCCCUGAAGGUGGACAGCCUGAAUGAUCUCUGCAAAGGUAUGCAGAAGAUGCAGAUGAGCCGGAACAGACCGGCAUGGGAAAAAUACUUUCAUCAAAACGACGAAGGUGAUACAUAUCUGCACCUAUGCAUAAUCCAUAAGGCCACAGAGGUCGCUUGCCAGCUGAUCCGUAUCGCCCCGCGGCCCUGGCUCAACCUUCAAAAUGACUUCGGCCAAACGCCGCUGCACCUAUCGGUCGUGACGGAACAGCCGGGGAUUGUUCGAAAACUGGUUCUUGCCGGUGCCGAGCUAGGAAUUCGCGACGAAGAAGGCAACACAGCGCUGCAUUUGGCUUGCCUGAAUAAUCACAGUGACUGCGCUCGGGAACUGUUGACCACUCUUAAUCCACUUGAACUGCAGCAAUUUAGCACUACUAAAAUUCCACAGGAUCUCGAACAGUGGAAUCACAACGGAAAAAGAUGUGUUCACAUAGCAGCUGAAAGGUCAAACAUCGAGAUUCUACGAUAUCUGGUUAAUGCCGGAGCCAAUAUCAAUGCAAGGGAUGGCAGAACGGGACUGACGCCUCUGCAUAUUGCCGUUGAAAGCGGAAACGAACCGAUGGUAAACUUCCUUCUGGACGAAUGCCCCAAGUUACGGUUGGAACAGGAGACGUUAGCCGGAUUCACAGCAUACCAGCUAGCGGUCAUGCUGCAAAACGAAGCACUCCAAAAUGGUCUAGAGAACCGGGGAGCAGAACCGCUGAGCCCACCGGAAUCGGACGAUGAGUCCAACGAAAGCGAAGACGAAGAAGAUAUAUGUACAUAUUAUAACGACAAUCGAUGGUGUGCUCUGUUAUAA
This is a messenger RNA of Sabethes cyaneus, 1155 nucleotides long. RefSeq names its product NF-kappa-B inhibitor cactus-like. The transcript has a single exon. Lineage: Eukaryota; Metazoa; Arthropoda; Insecta; Diptera; Culicidae. Gene Ontology annotation, molecular function: protein binding. The record is from RefSeq and is a predicted model, not a curated record. Bases 1 to 1155 code for a protein of 384 amino acids.